Messenger RNA from Aspergillus saccharolyticus JOP 1030-1, 1102 nucleotides. RefSeq lists its product as uncharacterized. The transcript has 4 exons. NCBI's taxonomy places the organism in Eukaryota, Fungi, Ascomycota, Eurotiomycetes, Eurotiales, Aspergillaceae. The coding region runs from base 53 to 1102 and encodes 349 amino acids. The record is from RefSeq and is a predicted model, not a curated record.
CUGAUGCAGUAACUGACGCAAUGAAGCAUUCACAUCAUCACCAUUCAAGAAUAUGUCCCACAACAUCCUCAUCACCGGUGCCUCCGGCUAUCUUGGCGGCACCAUCCUCGCCCGCUGGACAAGGGCCAACCUGCCACCCUACAACAAGCUGUACGCCCUUGUUAAGACGCAAGCGCAAGGCGAGAAAGUCAAACAGUAUGGAGCGGAACCACUGAUUGCGGACAUCAACGACCAUGACACCAUCACCGGAUUGAUCGUCGACAACGCCAUCACCAUCAUCUACUUCCUCAUCGACGCCUUCACGGGCAAGCACCAGCCCACACUGAUCAAGGCCUUGGGGGUAGUCCGCCAACAGACAAGUCGAGACGUGCAUUUUUUGCACACGACAGGCGCAAAGCUUUUCAGUCGACACGCAGGGAUCCCGACCGAUCGGCCCUUGCUGGAUACCGAUCCUGACCUGUAUGAGAUUGUGAGAAAGGCGACACCACCGCAUGAAUUCAUCAUUGAGCCGGCCAACGCCAAUCUGAAUGUGAUCGACCUUUCCGAGGCCCAUGGAGUGCGAAGCUACAUCUUUGCGCCCUGUCUGGUGUACGGAAAGGGCGAAGGGUUUGACAACCAGAUCUCCAUCCAGGACGUCGACAUUGUGCGGGCUGCGAGGAGAUUGAGGCGUGUUUACCGCGUGGACACGGACUAUCCGAGCUGGCCAGUCAGCCACGUCGCUGAUACAGCAGACCUAUACCUCCAGAUCCUGCGCAAAAUUUUAUCAGGCGAUGAGAUCGGCUGCGGAAAGAAGGGCUUUUUCCUCGCCGCCUCCGGCAAUCUGCCCUGGAACGAUGUCUACGACGCCAUUGCCAGAGCAUUAGCCAAGCGCAGUGUCAUCGACGAUGAGCUCGUUCUGGAUGCUAGUGAGCCAGUACUGGCUCGCAUGGGGGAGGCACUGGGGGUGGCCCCGUCUGCUGUGCCGGUUGUCUUGGGCGGAAAUUGCUCGUUCACGGCUGUGCAUGGCGGCCAGAUUGGCUGGAUGCCCAAAUACCCCCCCGAGCAUUUCUUGGAGAUUGCGGAUGAGGAGGUGGAGCUGAUCUUACGCCACCUGGGUGAUUAG